Vespa mandarinia (Asian giant hornet) is the source of this 4299-nucleotide messenger RNA. It is a transcript of the gene Pex1, whose product is annotated as peroxisomal biogenesis factor 1. Gene Ontology annotation, cellular component: peroxisomal membrane; peroxisome; cytosol. NCBI's taxonomy places the organism in Eukaryota, Metazoa, Arthropoda, Insecta, Hymenoptera, Vespidae. The record is from RefSeq and is a predicted model, not a curated record. Gene Ontology annotation, molecular function: ATP hydrolysis activity; ATP binding. Gene Ontology annotation, biological process: protein import into peroxisome matrix.
UUUGUUAUGCGACUCCAAACGUUACUUUGUAACACGUAUCGAGCAUCGACAAAAUGCAAGAACGAUUUUUAGUGCGUUAUAUUAAAGUCGAUAACUGUUUCGCCUAUGUCUCGGAUAUUUGGCUACGUAGGCAAGGAACGAAGAAUAACGUAAUUGCGCUGUUACACAAAGAUGCGACUUAUUUUUUAUCAUGUAGUCCGAAACAAAUUACCGACGGAUCAUUAUACCUCGCUAGGCCCUUUGCGAAAGCUUUGAAUAUAGAGGACGGUGAUGAGGUAUUUGUACAUUUCGUAAAAUAUGCGCCAUCUUUGACAAGUGUAACGGUCGUUCCUCAAACGAAUGAAGAUCGUGAGAUAUUGGAACUUCAAGUCGAUAGAAUUCAAUCGACUUUGUUAAAUAAAAUUCAAAUAGUAGCGAAAGAUCAGCCUAUAGUAAUUUGGAUCUCGAAAUUUUCAACUAUCGUUCUAACUACAGAAAUGCUCGAACCAAAUUUUCCCUAUGGAAAAUUGGAACAAUUUACGGAACUUCACGUGACCAAUGCGAUUAAAAAUACUGUAAAGGAACAAAUAGAAUCUAAUGAACUCAAUAAUAUCGGUAGAUUCAAUUUUCGUGAUAUGUUAAAAGAAAUACCAACUUUUUCGAAAAUUUGCAAUAAUAAUGGAGUCGAUAAAAAUUAUAGAUCGCUUCAAAAUUAUCGACAACGACGUAAUCAAUCUGUCAUCUAUCGAGUUCACUUCCUUCCGAAAUUUGGCUCGUUUGAUGGGUCCAAUCCAUUCGACGUUAUUUUGAGAUCUCCUUAUCACGUUUUUGUACCGCGUUGUCACGUACCAAAAGACGUGCGCUACACAAAUGAUGGUAUAAUUUGUAAAAUGAAGAAAGUACCGGAAGAACAAGUAAACGUCAAUACACAAAGUACAAAUUUUUUGAAAAAUAUAAAAUCGCCAAUUUCGAGUUUAUCUUUCGAAUUAACGGUGAAACUUUUCGUAUUGGAGGACAUAUUGGAUCGAUGCUCAAAUAAUAUAGAUAAAAUUCAUUUCAAGCUCGAUUUUGUUCACAGUAAUAUUUAUAUUUCUGAGAGCGUAAAAAUUGGAUUGCGUUUAAGAAUUGGUGGGAAAGUCGUAUUAACAGCGAUCGAUGUUGAAAAAAAUUUGAUUCCUUUGACAAUAGAAAUUUUUCCUACGAUUCAAACGACGUCCUUGCAAAGCAUCAAAGAUUUUUUUACGAGUUAUUCUAUUCAUGAGAAAAUCUUAUUAAAUUCAUGCGCUCCCAUUAUCCUCGAUAACGGUAAUAGAUGUAUCGUUAAAUUUUUACCAGAGAAGUGUACUCAUUCUUUUCUCGACGCAACAUUAUUAAAAACUAUUACGAUUCAUCUUAAAUCAAAAUUAGAUUUAAAUGAUUUAUUAACGGUGAAACAUGAUGUAGAGGAUACUUUUUACAAGAAAAUUUUUACGAGAUAUUUAGAAAAUAUUCUUUCGGAGUGCCAAAUCACCCUUGAUCUUAGUUUACGAUUAAAUGCACCAAUGAAUCUCGAGUAUGAUAGAGAAAAUAUUUUAAUAUGCGGUGAGAUCGGUUCAGGAAAAUCAACGUUAUGUAAAAUAUUGAUGAAAAGAUUGCAAAAAUCGCCAUAUUUUGUAUAUACUCAUGUGAUUGAUUGCAUAUCGUUGAAAGGAAAAAAAGUAGAAAUGUUACAAAAGAUUGUAUGUGCCGUGAUGUCUCAAUGUAUUUAUCAUCAACCAUCAAUAUUAUUUUUAGAAGAUAUCGAUAGUAUUACUAUGGUAUCAUCAAAUAACGAAGAAAAUACUCCUGACUUCGUUAAUGCAGCUAGGAUUACUGAUAUGAUCAUCAACACCGUAAUGCAAUGUCAAGAAUCACAUUACGUGUCGAUCGUAGCUACUUGCGUUGACAUGAAUAAAAUUGGUAAAAAAAUGAGACCAUCCAAAGGAUUGAACUUUUUCAGAACGGUUCUAUCAAUACCGAACCUUCAAAAGGCGGAUAGAAUCGAUAUUUUGCAAUUAAUGCUUGAGGACAAGUUGUACGUGCCUGGCAACGUGAAUUGGGAUUACUAUGGUAACAAGACGGAGGGAUGGAUGGUACAAGAUCUCGUUGAUGUGGCGGAUAAGGCGACGUUUGCCGCUUGGAAACGUUGUGCAAAAGAAGAUAUCAAACCACCGAUCGUUAUCACAGAGAACGAUAUUUCGACCGUGUUGAAUAAUUAUAAACCGUUGUCUCUGCAAGGUGUUCAAUUAUAUAAAGGAUCUGAUCACACAUGGUCAGACAUCGGAGGAUUAGUUAAAAUUAAAGAAUCCUUGACAGAAAUUUUACAUUGGCCAUUAAAGUAUCCUGAAAUAUUUAAAAAUGCUCCGAUCAAGCUUCAAAGUGGAGUUUUGUUGUAUGGUAUGCCAGGUACAGGGAAGACUUUGUUAGGCAAAGCGAUAGCUAGUGAAUGUGGUGUGAAUUUAAUUAGUGUGAAGGGUCCUGAAUUGUUAUCCAAGUACAUUGGUGUGAGUGAAGAAUCAGUAAGAAAUAUUUUUGAAAGGGCUCAUCGUGCAAAACCAUGUGUUCUUUUCUUCGAUGAAUUCGACAGUCUUGCUCCAAGACGUGGACACGAUAGUACAGGUGUAACGGAUAGAGUUGUGAAUCAAUUGUUGACCCAACUCGAUGGUAUAGAAGAUAGAGAAGGAGUUGCUGUAGUAGCUGCAACGUCUAGACCAGAUUUAUUAGAUCCAGCUCUUUUAAGACCCGGUCGUUUAGAUAAAUCUUUAUAUUGUCCAUUACCAAAUGAGUUGGAGAGAGAAGAGAUACUGCAUAUUCUCUGUAAAUCCCAGAACAUAGAUAUAAUGGAAUUAGAUUUGAAAGAAAUUGCAUGCACUUCUGUUGGAUUAACCGGUGCCGAUUUGAAUGCGAUAAUUACCCAAGCUAAAUUGGCUGCCUUCGAAGAUGCUGUACAAAUCAUACCGGAAGAGGAACUUCAACCUAAGGAUAUCAAAGUAACUCAAACACAUCUCGUUGAGUCUGUACAAUCAAUUCAACCGUCUCUGUCUUCCACGGAAAUGGAGAAGUAUAUAAGGAUUUAUAUGAGAUUCUCAAAGGGUGACACUUUUGUCGAGGAUAUAUUGAAGAAUCAAAAGGCAACAUUUGCAUGAAAUAAGGAUUAUCGGCUAUCUUCCUCUCUUUGGCAAUGGGGUGGCCACACGACCGCUGAUUAUACCAUUCAUCGUGCAGCGUGCUUCGAAAGAGGGUUGUCGGCGGAUCUGCAAACGCUGUAGCGUGAUCGUUCUCCUUCUCCUUCUUCUUCUCUCUCUCUCUCUCUCUCUCUCUAUCUAUCUUUCUCUCUUGCUAGUCCCUGUUACGCCCUUGAAUGCUUGCUCAUCAAUGAAACAAUCCAGCUUCCUUGUCUCAUCAUUUGGUUUCUUGCUUUCGAAAUAUCGUCUUGCAAACGUGUCUCUUCAAAGUCGAUAGAACAGAUUCCUUUAUUGGAAUAUGUAUAUGUGUAAAUAUAUAUAUAUAUAUAUAUAUGUAUAUUUUUCAUUUUUAAAUGAACGAGUAUUUUCUAAAUUUAACAAUAAAAAAUAGACAAUCAUUCCUUUCGAAUAAAAGAAUGGAGCCUUUAGAAUUUUUUUGGUGAUUUUCAAUUGACAAAAAUCAUCUUUGAAAAAACGAGAAAAAGAGAGAGAGAGAGAGAGACUGAGAGAGAGUGAGAAAGCGAGAGAGAGAGAGAGAGACUGAGAGAGAGUGAGAAAGCGAGAGAGAGAGAGAGAGAGAGAGAGAGGAAGAGAGAGUACUAGGCCAGGGUUGUGCUGCAGUUCAUGUGCACAAUGAAGAAAACAAUAGCUCUCGACAAUGGACGAAGCAUCAUCGUUGCGAUUGCUGAAGCGACAACAACGGCAGCUUCGACUACGCGAUGGGACGGUGCUUGAGAGCAGAGAGAGAGAGAGAGAGAGAAAGAGAAAGAGAGAGAAAAAGAGAAAAUGAAAGAGAGAAAGAGAGAGAGAAAAAGAGAAAGAGAGAGAAAGGAUGACGAGUUGGUAGAGAAGGCAGGCCGUCGAAAAGCUCGCUGAUUACUCCAUUGUCGGCUCGGUUGUUUCAGUUAAUCGCGACGCUCUACGUCGUUUUGUUGUCCUUUUAUCGCGCAGUCCUGCCGAGCAUUCUUCGUUCACAGCCAGAGCUUGGCUAGCUAGUCUCAUCAUCACAAGUACCUACCUACAUACACACACACACACACACACAUACACACAUACAUAUAUAUAUAUAUAUAUAUAUAUAUUGUUCGAAAAUUCAAAAAAAAAAAGGAAAGAAAAG